AUGGCGUCUGCUAUGUCACAAGAUCACAACAAGCUUGACUCAAAUCUUAUCGCUCAAAGCAUCAGAGAUCUUGUCAGCGACGACGCUUCAAUCAAGGUGAAAACUAUUAUCGCUCAUGUUCGUACAGUUUUCAACUACACGAUAUCUUAUAAAAAGGGAUGGCUUGCAAAGAACAAAGCAAUCGAGUCUAUUUAUGGAAACUGGAAGGCUUCAUACAACAACCUACCAGAAUGGUUGUUAGUCAUGCGAGAGCAUCUUCCUGAAACCGUAAUAGAACUGGAAACAUUGCCUGCAUAUUUAGAUGAUGGAACACAAAUUAGUGGUGCAAGAAUUUUUCAUCGCCUUUUUUGGGCAUUUCAACCUAGUAUCAGAGGUUUCGCCUAUUGCAAACCAAUUGUGCAAGUCGAUGGCACAUGGUUGUAUGGAAAAUAUAGAGGAACGUUGCUAAUGGUUGUUGCGCAAGAUGGGAACGGUAACAUUUUCCCAACCGCCUACGCAUUGGUUCAAGAUGAGACAGGAGGGGCUUGGAGUUUUUUUCUAAAAAAUUUACGGCUGCACGUGACCCCUCAAUCUGAUCUAUGUUUGAUAUCUGAUCGACACGAGUCUAUAAAGAGUGCGUACAACAACCCAGACAAUGGCUGGCAAAAUCCUCCUUCAGUGCAUGUGUAUUGCAUCAGGCACAUCGCACAAAAUUUUAUGCGAGCGAUCAAGGAUAAAGACCUCCGCAAGAAAGUUGUAAACAUGGGGUAUGCUCUGACGGAGUCUACAUACGCUUACUAUCGGGAGGAAAUCUGA
Messenger RNA from Vicia villosa (hairy vetch), 795 nucleotides. RefSeq lists its product as uncharacterized. The coding region runs from base 1 to 795 and encodes 264 amino acids. The transcript is spliced from 2 exons. Lineage: Eukaryota; Viridiplantae; Streptophyta; Magnoliopsida; Fabales; Fabaceae. The record is from RefSeq and is a predicted model, not a curated record.